AUGUCAAAACAGUGGGCUAGUACAGACGGUGCUUUCAAAAGACAAGUUUCUUCCUUCAGAGAAACAAUCUCUGUAAGUCAUCCAAUUUAUAAACCGGCCAAAAAUAGAUACUGGCUAUAUGUUUCAUUAGCAUGUCCAUGGGCUCACAGGACGCUUAUUACAAGAGCUUUGAAAGGGUUGACUUCUGUCAUCGGCGUGACCGUCGUUCACUGGCAUUUGGACGAAAAGGGCUGGAGAAUGUUACAACCAGAUUCUACUGCUGCUGCUGAUAGAAAGAACGAUUAUUUCUACACUCUCUCUGGUGGUAUCAAAGACAAUGAUUCGGAUCACUCACAUCCUGCAGGUACUAUCAAAAAUGACUCACAAAGAAUGUUCAUUGACGGAACUUUUGAUCCAAAUCACCAAUUCAGCAGAUUGAGCGAAUUGUAUCUAAAGAGUAAUCCCGACUAUUCUGCAAGAUUUACCGUUCCUGUAUUAUGGGAUACCGAGACUGAAACCAUUGUCAACAAUGAGAGUGCUGACAUCAUUAGAAUCCUCAACAGCGGCGUCUUCGAUGACUUCGUGGAUGAUAAGAAAUUCAAUUCUGUUAACUUAGUUCCCAAAGAAUUAGAAUCAAAGAUCGAUGAGUUCAAUUCCUGGGUCUACGAUAAUAUCAAUAACGGUGUUUACAAAAGUGGUUUCGCUGAGAAUCCGGCUGUUUAUGAAAAGGAAGUUACAAAUGUCUUCAACCAUCUAGAUAAAGUAGAACAAGUUCUUAAGGAAAAAUACGAAUCUUUGGAAAGAAAGUUUGAUGGUAACACAAAAGAUAUUCUAAAUCACUAUUUCACCGUUGGCGAGCAACUAUCUGAAGCAGAUGUCAGGUUGUAUACUACAAUCAUCAGAUUCGACCCUGUCUACGUUCAGCAUUUCAAAUGUAAUUUCACCACCAUUAGGGAUGGAUAUCCACACAUACAUUUGUGGCUAAGAAACUUGUACUGGAACAAUCCGGCCUUCAGAGCCACCACAAAUUUCGAUCACAUCAAAUUACAUUACACUCGUUCCCACACAAGAAUCAACUUGCUGGGAAUCACCCCCUUAGGUCCAAAACCUGACAUUAGAUCUUUAUAG
Messenger RNA from Kazachstania africana CBS 2517, 1107 nucleotides. RefSeq names its product S-glutathionyl-(chloro)hydroquinone reductase (gene ECM4). Bases 1 to 1107 code for a protein of 368 amino acids. Lineage: Eukaryota; Fungi; Ascomycota; Saccharomycetes; Saccharomycetales; Saccharomycetaceae. Gene Ontology annotation, molecular function: glutathione transferase activity. The record is from RefSeq and is a predicted model, not a curated record. The transcript has a single exon. Gene Ontology annotation, cellular component: cytoplasm.